Molecule: messenger RNA, 486 nt
Organism: Tinamus guttatus (white-throated tinamou)
Lineage: Eukaryota; Metazoa; Chordata; Aves; Tinamiformes; Tinamidae
Source: RefSeq, a predicted model, not a curated record
AUGCGGGCAGUGGAUGCUACUUCUACCGCAACCCCGGUCUCUACAGCGGAGGUUGAUGCUUCCCAAGAGGUCAACCAGGUGUUUGAACCGGCUGAUACGUCACCCUCCCGAAGCGAGGCUGCCGCUGUGCAGCCCGUCGUCGGGAUCAGUCAGAGAGUGCAGAUGAACUCCAAAGAGAAGAAGGACUUAGGGACACUAGGUUAUGUGCUGGGGCUGAUCAUGAUGGUGAUAAUCAUCGCCAUUGGAGCUGGUAUUGUCGUGGGAUAUGUCUACAAGAGGGGGAAAGACCUGAAGGAGAAGCAUGAGCAGAAGGUUUAUGAGCGUGAAAUGCAGCGCAUCACACUGCCACUGUCAGCUUUUACCAACCCAGCGUGCGAGCUUGUGGACGAGAACACCAUCGUGGUGCACACCAACGAGACGCCCCUGGAGGACGGCCGCGACGGGAGCGGGCCGCUCAUGGAGCAGGCGGGUACACCUGGCGCCUGA